Molecule: messenger RNA, 738 nt
Organism: Acanthosepion pharaonis
Lineage: Eukaryota; Metazoa; Mollusca; Cephalopoda; Sepiida; Sepiidae
Source: the annotation of a GenBank genome assembly
AUGUUAAUUCCUUAUUUAAAAAAUUCCAACAUACCUUUCAAAGUUUAUCUCUCCCUAUCAUUUCUUUCUUUAUUUUUUCUUUUUAUUUAUUACUUUUUUAUUUUCUUCUUUUUAUUUCUUUUUCUUUUUUCUUUCUUUCAUCCCUCCUUUUCCAUUUUUCUUCUUUCUCUUUUCUUUCUUUCACUUCUUUUUCUUUUCUUUCUCUUUUCUUUACAUUUCUUUCUUUUGUGUUCAUUUAUAUAUUCCUUUCCUUCUUUGUCUCUCUUUCACUUUUCUAUUAUUUUCUUUCUUCGUCUUUUCUUGCUUUGUUUCUUUCCUCCUUUUUCAUUUUCUCCCUUUCUAUUUUCUUUCUUUCUGUUCUUCUUUCUUUCUUUCACUUUUCUUUUCUUUGUUUUUUUUCUCUUUUCUUUACCUUUCUUUUCUUUCAUUCCUCCUUUUUCAUUUUUCUUCUUUCUUUCCUUCUCUUUUAUUUCUUUCUUUCUUUCACUUCUUUUUCUUUUAUUUCUCUUUUCUUUACCUUUCUUUUUCUCUUGCUUAUUUUCUUCUUUUCUUUCAUUCACUUUUCUAUUAUUUUCUAUCUUAUCUUUCAUUUUUCUUCUUUCUUCCUCUUUUCUCUCUUUCUUUUUUCUCUUUCUCUUUCCUUUCACUUCUUUUCUUUGUCUUCUAUUCUUUUUUCUUUCUUUUUCUCUCUUACUUUUUCCUUGUUUCUUUCUUUCUUUCUUUGUUGCCUCUUACUAA